CCUCCUUUCUCCAAUGUUACACUGUUUUUCAGUCCUGGAAUUGGCCAAACAAUGACUUCCUGCAGGGGUAUCAGCUUUUUAAAUUUUCCAUUUGCUUCUCCAUCAGUCUUUCGGAGGCCCUCGGUCGGUGAGGGGUGAACCAGGCCCAGAGAGAGCUGGGCCCCUGGAAAUGUCACCGUCUCAGGAGGCUGGAAAGCUAUGCUAUGUGCUCUGCCUGGCAGGCUAGGAUCCGCCCUGGAGGAAGGAACCAGACCAGCCUCUGAGGGCUCAGUGAGGGGAUCUCCAAAGGAGCUCUUCUGCUGGCAGAUGUGUCCUACGGGAUUCCAGAGGCAAUGCCAGAUGUUGGUGUGCAGCUGUGCUCACAGAUCACCCUGACAAUUGCUGGCUCUCAGUCUUCUCUGCCUUGUGGAAAGACGCGGUGGGCCCAGAUUCCAACCCAAUCAAGCAAUUUACUUGGAAUUCCAUUUGUGAAUGAUUGUGUCUUGGUUGGGACAAGCAAGAGUAAAGCUGGUAUUGGCCGGAUUACUGGGGGAUUCUCCAAUCUUACUGCUGGUUGGGAAACUAAGGCUUGGCAGCACUAAGGAAUUUACAUGAAGUCACAAAGCUAGGAAGUGGGGUGCGGGCUUGUGUCUUGGCCUCCUGUGACUGUGGGUUCACCUUCCUACCAGGCUGGUUUGCAAAUGGGUAUGGACAGCCCGAGGAUCCAACCAAUCCUUCCUAGGCUGUACAGUUUUAAUCCUACAUGAUCAACUUUGGGAGUGAAAGAAAAUCCAAAACGGCAAGGCUUAAACACAAUUAAGAAGCCCCUCCCCUCCAAUAUAAAAAGGGCAGGAUGCUGCCUCACGGACUCCACUGAUAUGUCCCUGGAGAGUAAACUGCAGCCUGCAAAUUAGAGCAGUUCCAUGAAAGGAGACACCGAGCCUGAAGAUACUGUGAAUACAGAGGACUAGCACUGGCCUGGGAAGGGACAGUGGUCACAUGCAGAACAAGACCUGUUGAUCAAUGUGCUGGAUGAGGCUCCCAGUGAGGAAAAAUCAGGAGUACCUCCUCUUUCCUCAGAAGACCUCCUAUUAUUUGGUGCCAGCUUAUAGUCCACCUAAAUUAGAGAGCCCGUGGGACCUGCUUCCGUGUUAAUUGGACUUGGCCCUUUGAGGUGUUGGCCGAGUCUGUGGUGUUAAGGAAGACUGAGGGCCAGGAGGCAGCCCUGGCAGAAGCCCUUCUGUGGGCAGCUGGAACGCUCUGGUCCUACAGGUGAAGCUGACCCGUCACCAGGACUUAUGACCCGUGGCCUCACUCCCAUCCUGCCCCUCGAGUUCCACAAGAUGGGCUCCUUCCGCAGGCCAAGACCGCGCUUCAUGAGCUCCCCGGUGCUCAGCGACCUGCCCCGGUUCCAAGCUGCCCGGCAGGCCCUGCAGCUGAGCUCCAACUCGGCCUGGAACAGUGUCCAGACAGCCGUGAUCAACGUUUUCAAAGGGGGCGGCUUGCAGAGCAACGAGCUGUAUGUCCUGAAUGAAAACAUCAGGCGCCUGCUGAAGAGUGAACUUGGGUCGUUUAUUACAGACUAUUUCCAGAACCAGCUGCUUGCAAAGGGACUGUCGUUUGUGGAGGAGAAGAUCAAGCUGUGCGAAGAGGCUGGAAAUCCAAAACCUGGUGGCCCCGUUGGUUCAGCCUGUGGUAAGGGCUUUCUGGUGGUGGCAUCACAACAGCAGAAGAGAUCACCAGCCAAGACAGGAGGGCAGGCUUCAGGUGAGGACCUCGUGAGGGCUCUGGCUGACGUCUGGGACCACUUCUUCACGGAGACCCUGCCCACCCUGCAGGCCAUCUUCUACCCAGUUCAGGGACAGGAGCUGACCAUCCGCCAGAUCUCCCUCCUGGGCUUCCGAGACCUGGUCCUGCUGAAGGUGAAGCUGGGUGACUUGCUGCUUUUGGGGCCGCCAUCCAAGCUGCCCUCCUCCAUCGUCCAGAUGCUGCUCGUCCUGCAGAGUGUUCACGAGCCCACUGGUCCAAGUGAGGGUUAUCUGCAGCUGGAGGAGCUGGUGAAGCAAGUGGUUUCUCCUUUCCUGGGCAUCAGUGGGGACCGAAGCUUCUCAGGACCCACGUACUCACUGGCCAGGCGGUACUCCAGGGUCCGGCCCAAGGUGACCCUCCUGAACUACGCCUCCCCAGUGACCGCCGUCAGCCGGCCGCUGAACGAGAUGGCCCUGACCCCACUGACGGAGCAGGAGGGAGAGGCCUACCUGGAGAAGUGCGGCAGCGUUCGGCGGCACACGGUGGCCAACGCCCACUCGGACAUCCAGCUGCUGGCCAUGGCCACCAUGAUGCACUCGGGCCUGGGGGAGGAGGCCGGCAGCGAGGACAAGUGCCUGCUGCUGCCGCCCAGCUUCCCCCCGCCCCACCGGCAGUGCUCCAGUGAGCCCAACAUCACCGACAGCCCCGACGAACUGGAGGAGGUGGCCGGGGACAGCCAGGAGGACUCGGAGCCCAACUGCGCUUCCCUCAGCUGAGUCGCCUCCCCCAGGGCUUCCCAGGGCUUCCCAGCGCCUGCUCUGCCUCCAGGACGAGGAGAGCCCUACACGGACCCCCAGGGGCUCUUCCUUUGGUUGCAGGUGCCUUAUUUUAAGGUACAGCUCUGGUCUAGCUGCCCAAGGGGGGGUCCCUCAUUUCAGUGACUGACCAGCUCCUCGCAGCCACACAGACCCGGUUGCCUCCUUCCCCCCUCACUUGGAUCUUCAAGCCUGGGCCCUUUCCCCUGAGACGGUGGACUGCCCGGUGCUCCCAAUGCUGCAUCCGAUGCCCCUGGCAGAGGUUGUCAGGACCACACACAAAGCCAUCAGCAGUGGCUUGGCCUUGGCCUUUCCCCUUGAGGCCCUUGACCAGGCGAAAAGCAGUAGCAGGUUUGGCAGGAGUGAAAGUCAACUGCAGCCCGUCCCGUGGCCCUGUGAACGCACCCUCCUUACUUUAGUUUUGUAAUCACUGGGAAAGCGCCGCCCACCGGUGGCCAAGGGUCCAUCCUCCUACACCCAUGGGCUGCCCACACAGAGUCCUUUGGUUUGGGCCCGGAGGCCUCGGGCUGGCUGGUGUCUGUCUUUCAUUAAACCUCAGCAGUUCCCUCUCAGGCUUCCUCCCCAGGUCAAGGAACUAACCUCCUUAGAAGUCACUGGUGCCUUAAUCUCUCUCUCAUUUCAAAGUGGACGGCUUUCCUCUGGUGGAUGGGAGGGGCUGGCGGAAACCUACCAGUUAGUCUGUGCCUGGAUUUGACUUGAAUUUUUAAAAACGUGUAUUGUUUCAAAACCUUGUUUGCAAAUGUUUGCACGUAGGAUCUUGCACUGUCCAUUUCCAAUGGGGUGUGUCUCUUCACACUGAAAAUCAAGCAGACCCUCUGGGAAGGGAGACUGGGAGUGGCUCAGAAUAACCGUGGUGGGCAGGGCAGGGCGUGGGCCACUCUGGACCUGUGAGCGUUAGUGAGCACCAGGGUUUCUAGGCAGAGCCGUGUUGGGGUGCGGAGACUGUUUGCCUCUUGAGUAGAGGACUGUAACAGACAGAUCGUUGCCAUGGUCGAUAGUCAGCCGAGAAGACGGGAGUGGGGGCGAGAUUUUUUGGAAGGAUGUUUAUUUGUUUUCAUUCUGACCUGCCUCAAUGCUAUUUGAGGCAGCAGGCUUUGGUACUGUGUAUGACUGCUCCCUCCAGGUCUCGGGGCUCCUAUCGACCUGAGUCCCCAUCCUCCUCUUCAUGUCUGUCUGUUGGCCUCACUAAUAGCAGCUCCAGGAGAACAACAACAAAAAAAGUUCCUUCCACCAAUGUGUUGGGGAGCACAUGGUGGCCUUUCCGGAUCUUGUUGGUCUUUGGAGGUUUUGUUUAUGAAAUCUUAAGAUGUGAGCCACAAGGCAAGAGAGGGCUGGGAGAGGGCGAGGAUUUGUCGAAGCUGCCAGCUGGAGAAGAGACCUCCGCAGCUCAUCUAAGCCUCCAUGGUAUUUCCCUUCUGGGUGAAGAUCUGAAGUAUGUCUAGAACUGUGCUUUUGAUAGUUUGCGACUUGGAAGUUUUGUUUAAAAAGUUGAUUCAAUCUCAUCCUUCCAAGAGAGUGACAGAAGAGGAAUGUCAAGGAGAUCUUCCGAGCAUGUGUUGUUUAAAGUCCACAAAUUGACUAAUCUGCAUUAGCAAAUGGAACAUCAUGAUUUAUUUAACUGAUGGCUUCUGUCCUCAUUUAGUACACACCUUAGCAGAUAUUUAUUGAUCCAGGCAAAGGAAUUAAUCAUGCCUGGGUUUGCUUUUUUUUGGUUUAUAAGAUUAAUGAUUUGUGUUUUUAAAAUGCCUUUUCCAUAUCUCAGAUAUCUCUGAUGAGGCAAGCAGUCAUCAGUUAAAUAUAUAACCUCUCAGGGUGAGGAUGGGAGUGUCAGUAUAGACCAGUGUAUACUUAAUUGCUGCUGACUGGUAGCCAGUUUACAACUUCACCUUUGAACACACCUGAUGGUAUAGUAAAUAUUCCAGACUAUACACAUAAAAAUUUUGUGGGUGUUUAUGGGCAUUUUAGCCUUCAGAUCUAUUGCAAGUAUGAUACCUGUGGCAUUUUUAACCACUUUUCCUCUCCUCUGUGCAAAGAAGAUUCCUUUUAUUUAUGCCAGGAUUUUCCCAUGGCUGAGGUUUAACAGGAAGCAAUCACAACUCUUGACUCUGAGUGAAAACAAACCAAAACCCUUUUUACAUGUUGUCUGUUUCCAAAAUGGAUCCAAUAAACAUAAUUUUGUACAUGUUA
Messenger RNA from Ictidomys tridecemlineatus (thirteen-lined ground squirrel), 4751 nucleotides. NCBI's taxonomy places the organism in Eukaryota, Metazoa, Chordata, Mammalia, Rodentia, Sciuridae. The record is from RefSeq and is a predicted model, not a curated record.